AUGCAGCUGUGGAAGGCGGUGGCGGCGACGCUGGCCUUCAUGACGGCGGACAUCGGCGUGACCACGGCCAUCUACGUCCUCAGCCGCCCGGACCGCGGGCUGCUGGAGGACGUGCGCCACUUCAACGUCUUCGACUCGGUGCUGGACCUGUGGGCGGCCUGCCUGUACCGCAGCUGCCUGCUGCUGGGCGCCGCGCUCGGCGUGGCCAAGAACAGCGCGCUGGGGCCGCGGCGGCUGCGGGCCUCCUGGGUGGUCAUCGCCCUGGUGUGCCUCCUCGUGGGUGUCUACGCCGCCGUGAAGCUGCUGCUCUUCUCCGAGGUGCGCAAGCCCGUGCGGGACCCCUGGUUCUGGGCCCUCUUCGCCUGGACCUACGUCUCGCUCGCCGCCUCCUUCCUGCUGUGGCGGCUGCUGUCCGCCGUGCGGCCGGCCGCCAAGGCCCUGGAGCCCGGGGCGGGCGCCGAGGCCGAGGCCGAGGCCGAGGCCCCGGGCUUCCCCGCCGAGGACCAGCCGGCGGCGACCGAGCAGGCGUCGGGGGCCACGCUGCAGAAGCUGCUGUCCUACACCAAGCCCGACCUGGCCUUCCUGGUGGCCGCCUCCUUCUUCCUCGUCAUCGCGGCUCUGGGAGAGACGUUCCUGCCCUACUACACCGGCCGCGCCAUCGACGGCAUCGUCAUCCAGAAGAGCAUGGCGCAGUUCGGCACGGCCAUCGUGGCCAUGUGCCUGCUGGCCCUCGGCAGCUCAUUUGCCGCAGGUAUUCGGGGCGGCAUCUUCACCCUCAUAUUUGCCAGACUGAACGUUCGCCUCCGGAACCGCCUCUUCCGCUCGCUGGUGUCUCAGGAGACGAGCUUCUUUGACGAGAACCGGACAGGCGACCUCAUCUCCCGCCUCACCUCGGACACCACCAUGGUCAGCGACCUGGUCUCCCAGAACAUCAACGUGUUCCUGCGGAACGCAGUCAAGAUCGCGGGCGUGGUGGUCUUCAUGUUCAGCCUCUCAUGGCAGCUCUCCCUCGUCACCUUCAUGGGCUUCCCCAUCAUCAUGAUGGUGUCCGACGUCUACGGCAAGUACUACAAGAGGCUCUCCAAGGAGGUGCAGAACGCGCUGGCCCGCGCCAGCACCACGGCCGAGGAGACCAUCAGCGCCAUGAAGACCGUGCGCAGCUUCGCCAACGAGGAGGCGGAGGCCGAGGUGUACGCGCAGAAGCUGCAGCAGGUGUACAAGCUCAACCGGAAGGAGGCGGCCGCCUACACCUACUACGUCUGGGGCAGCGGGCUCACGCUGCUGGUGGUCCAGGUCAGCAUCCUCUACUACGGCGGCCACCUCGUCAUCUCGGGGCAGAUGACCAGCGGCAACCUCAUCUCCUUCAUCAUCUACGAGUUCGUCCUGGGGGACUGCAUGGAGUCCGUGGGCUCCGUCUACAGCGGCCUGAUGCAGGGCGUGGGGGCCGCCGAGAAGGUCUUCGAGUUCAUCGACCGGCAGCCAACCAUGGUGCACGACGGGAGCCUGGCCCCCGACCACGUGGAGGGCCGCGUGGACUUCGAGAACGUGACCUUCACCUACCGCACCCGGCCCCACACCAAAGUCCUGCAGGACGUCUCCUUCAGCCUGUGCCCGGGGAAGGUGACGGCGCUGGUGGGGCCCUCGGGCAGCGGGAAGAGCUCCUGCGUGCACGUCCUGGAGAACUUCUACCCGCUGGAGGGCGGCCGCGUGCUGCUGGACGGGAAGCCCAUCGGCGCCUACGACCACAAGUUCCUGCACCGCGUGAUCUCCCUGGUGAGCCAGGAACCGGUGCUGUUCGCCCGCUCCAUCACGGAAAACAUCUCCUACGGCCUGCCCACCGUGCCCUUCGAGAUGGUGGUGGAGGCAGCGCAGAAGGCCAAUGCCCACGGCUUCAUCAUGGAGCUGCAGGACGGCUACAACACAGAGACCGGGGAGAAGGGCGCCCAGCUGUCCGGGGGCCAGAAGCAGCGCGUGGCCAUGGCCCGGGCCCUGGUGCGGAAGCCGCCCGUGCUCAUCCUGGACGAGGCCACCAGCGCGCUGGACGCGGAGAGCGAGUUCCUGAUCCAGCGCGCCAUCCAUGGCACCCUGCAGCAGCACACGGUGCUCAUCAUCGCGCACCGGCUGAGCACGGUGGAGCGGGCGCACUGCAUUGUGGUGCUGGACAAGGGCCGCGUGGUGCAGCAGGGCACCCACCAGCAGCUGCUGGCCCAGGGCGGCCUCUACGCCAAGCUGGUGCAGCGCCAGAUGCUGGGGCUCGAGCCCACCCUGGACCGCGCGGCCGGCCACAGCGAGGCCUGA
Molecule: messenger RNA, 2298 nt
Organism: Pipistrellus nathusii (Nathusius's pipistrelle)
Lineage: Eukaryota; Metazoa; Chordata; Mammalia; Chiroptera; Vespertilionidae
Source: the annotation of a GenBank genome assembly